GUUAGAAAUUAAUCAUGUCGAGUGAGGAAAUAGAUUACUCAUACAGAAAUAUAAAAUACAAAAGUGGCACAUUCGUCUAUGAUUUCCAUAAAGUCGCUGGACAAAAAGGCUAGCUAUCAAAACGUCUGUAAUCGAGAGUAGUUCUACUUCCGUGAAUUCUACGGAAGCUUAAGUUACAUCAAAAGAAACAAUUGCAUCGGCAAAUAAACCACUGCUAAGUGUGCCUUCGUAUUCAAAGAUAAGUGAUACAGUUCUGUCACCUUCGAUAAUACAGUUUGAUUCCUUCAACCGAGCUUUCGUUUCAUCAAGAUCUGAUACCCAGGAGUCAUAUUUUCAUGUUUAAUUACCUCAUUCUGGAGUUUCGUUAUCUCGUUCCGCUAGCAAGACAAUGCAACAAGAGAAAGUAACUGAAUAUGAUCCUUGUGGCAGAUGUAAAAAAAUAAAAGAAAAACAUUUGAAGAGAAUAGCAUCAAAACUUGGUCAUAUUAAACUGUAUUGGCCACAACAGCUAAUCCCAGAUAUAGAUCAGUGGAAGCACUACCCGCUCUCGUAUGUCCAGAAUAGCAACAAGGAGAAGCUGCUUCUGUGGUACACUGAAAACUUCAGAAGACAGUAUCAUUUUGUUCAUAAAGAUCGGAGACCUCUCUUUCUGGCCGCUCAAAAUGAAUGUGGGCUGCAGAAAAUGGUAUGCACCGCGAUUCGGCCGACUAGCGUCCGGCUUCCAGAGUUCAAAACGUGGGAGGGCUGCGCCAAUUUUGUGGCUGACCACCUGAAUUACGAGCCACUAGAGAAGUCUCAGCUGCUGCCAGAUCGAUUGUCCUCACCAACUGCGGUGAUGGAAAGGCAGAUGGGAAAUAUUUUUGAGUACAGCACGCUCCUAUGUUCCUUUCUCAUUGGUUCUGGUUAUGACGCGUAUGUCGUAUCAGGCUAUGCCACCAGGGAAUUUUGUGAUUUCGACCAGACGAGAGUCGUGUGUCCGUAUCUUCCAAACUGUACAAAGAUAGAGUCGGAGACUGAAGAUGAUGCAGAGCCAAAGUACGUAAUAAAAAGUCCUCUGAAUUUCUGUAGCAAGUUUCUUCUGGAGAUGGAGAUGAAGAAAGUACGUGAGAAAGAAGAGGAACAACGGAAAAAGGAGGAAGAGGAGAGACAAGCAAUUGAAGAAUUUGAAAAGCCGCCCCCGGACGAUAUUUUUGGCACUAGAGUACACAGUUGGGUGGUCGUGUUGCCCACCUGUAUGGACGUUCAGGAGACGUUCUUCAUCGAUCCCUUGACUGGCAAUAAGUGUGAUUUAAGCAAUCCUAAUUAUCUGGGACUGGAGAGUAUGUGGAACCACGCUAACUACUGGGUAAACCUCCAGAAUUGCAGUGAAGGGUGCAAGAAACUGAAGUUUGAGCUGACCGAUUUGAAAUGCUGGGAGCAUCUUUUACCAGGUGAACCUUGGCAGGCUCGGAAGUCGGAUCAUGGUGACGAGGAGGUCUCUGCUGACACAAUUUUGGCAGAAAAACAUCUUGAUAUGCCUGCAUCUUGGGUGGAGAGGCUGGAAAUUUCAAAUGUCGCGUAUGAGAAUCGAUUUCCUGAAGGCAGUAAGACAGUUCUGUAUAAGAAAAGCAAACUGGAGAAGUUUGCACCCUACGUGCAGGAAGAUGGGCUGGUGACUCGGAUUACUGCUUAUGCAGAUUAUGAUUGGAUUCGUCCAGAGUUUGUGUACGAAUAUUACAGCAAUCGUGUUGAUUGCCUUCUGGAAGUCAGGAGAAAUUUGAUCAGUAACUGCACCGUGGAGGUCUUCAAACGAGGGAGAGGCGACUGCCUCAGAGAACAUUCCUUCUUCUUGGGAUGGAAUGGAGUUGAAGGUAAGCGAACAAUGCUGUUCUACCACAUGGCUCGUCAUGAUGGCUUGGAAAAACUGGAAAUGGAUCCACUUUAUCUUGUACAACACUUUCAGGAUCGUAUAGACUUCUUAUGUUAUCGUAAGGUGGACUAUCAACCAAGAGGUCAGGGCCAAAUGGAGGGACCUAACAGAAAUGUACUGAAACUUGUUGAGGAGUUCCAUCGAAAUCCCAAGAAGAAUGCCGACAGUGACGUCGCUCGCCGGACUUUUGCCGUGACAGAUAACCACAUCUUACUGAAGUUUCACUAUGCGCCUGGUAAAGUUACAGCGGCCACUCGUGAGUUCAUCAAGCCGCCUCUGACCGAAAUGACUGACAGGCUUACUUUUAAUCCAGACCUUACAGUAGGAUAUCAGACAGAUCCCACAGACCUUCCACCAAAGCAUCCGUACUUGUUCCAAUUGCUGGAAGAGCAGAUGAAGGCUGAAGGGGAUUCUAUUCUUUCUGCAAGACAAAUAGAAGAAGAAGUUAGUACAAUACUUCAACAGCGUUCCAUUGAAUUGUGUGAACCACAAUUGGAUGUCUCUAUCUUCAACAUGGAAAAGAACGAAUUAGCGAAGGAGAACAUGAAAAAUAGAGACAAGCAAAUACGUGCUCAAGAUGCAAGAGAAGUUGAAACAGGCGUUGAUUUUCUAGCCCCCUAUUUUGCUCGUAUCGGCAAUCCGGAAACAGUCUCGCAGCGUCAGGCUUUGCAGAUCAGGGAGGACUGCAUUGCAGACUUCAGACAGCAGCUUGUCAGCAGAAUCAGUAAAAUUCAGGGAUAUUUUGAUGAGGUGGGUGGAGAGAUUGAAGCAAAGAAUAAAUGGUAUGAAAAGGAGAAGGACAAACUUUCAAAUGCAAAAGAAGACACAUAUCUGAAAGCCGUUGCCGAAAAGUCUUUCCUGUUGCAUGUUCUGGAAAUUCGUUUGGCUCGUUUACAUGAUCUUUCAUCCGCCCGGUAUUGGGCGCUGGAAGCAUUCUUUCGUGCAGACAGACGUCUUAGUGUCCUAUAUUGUUAGCGUCGAUCUAUCACACAUCUUCGCAACUAAAUAUGCAGCGUGGCAGCCCUCGAGCUGAUGGGUCAUGCAACGAGGAUGACGUGUCUCCAUCAGUAUCCUCAUCUGAAGCAGAAGUGUCGUUACGGCUCCUUACCCUCUGACACCGAAGUAUACAAGCUUUCAUCCUGUGGCGCAAUGCAUCCAAAACGCAAGCCAAAAUUCUCUUGUCAUGAACACCGAGUUGAUUUAUCUGAAGGUCAGACUGUUUCUCAGCAAUAACAGUCUCCUGCGAGAAACAAGAAAACUGUAAGCUUGUAAGGAAGUCAUGAAAUAUCAGUUGCAAAUUCCUGCCUACAUUUUACACAAAAGGAAUAUUUAUUCAGCUUCUCUCGUGACUUUCGCUUAUGGUAUAAACCCUCGGGUGUUCAACUGUAGGGCAUGGGCUAUUACUGGGGUGUGCGAGGAUUUGAAUAAUGUUUGCCUCAAAAAAAUAGACUAAUAUUUUACUGUGUUUGACGUUUUGUCAAUUAUCAUUAUCAUCAUUAUUCUCCAGCUUAAGUUUGCUUUCUUCCUGAUUUUUAUUCUAAAUUUUAUGUUAAACAUUAAUGACAAUAUUUUGUAUUUUCAUACUUUGAUGAAUCAAUUUAUUGUGUUUAAUAUAACCACAAAAAUAGAGAUAAGGUAAAUGAAAUUUUUAUUACUAUACUUCGUAAAACCCACAAAAACAUUUUACAGAUGGGAAGGAGCGUAGGAAUUUCAAAUCAGAAGGAGGAAGCAAGACGUAAAAGUUUAAGGCAAACUGGUGAAGGCAGUCGGCCGUAUCUCUUCAAAAAUAAAAAGUGAGAGUGACGUGACAGAGGUGUUCCUCUGAGCGUCGCGGAAGAAAUAAUGUACCAUCAAGUUCUCACCAUCCAUUCCCAGAAGACAGAGCACUUCUUAAGCCACUGCCUAUUAAGUGCACAAUAUGGGGACGAGACUGUAUCGUCUGAAUGUGUGUGUAUGAUUGGUGCAGCAAGUUUUCCAAAGACUGUGAGCAGGUUGCUAACUGACCACAUCAGUGAACAAAAUCAAGGGGCAGAGUCCUGGGUGAGCACUGACCUACUUGCAAAACUGUAACCUUACAUCAUAGUACUGCGGUUCUAGAUGCUGAAUGGGGUCUAUGUGAUAUGGAUAUGAACAUUCAAAAUUUAAUGCCUGCGAGACUGACAAGUGAGGAACACAAAGCUAUGAAGAAAUCCUACUAGUAUUUGGGUGCAAACCUAUAUUCAGCCACAACGUUCUCGUCUUGUUUGUGGGGACAUUCCAAUAAAAAUGUGUGAGUUUCCUGCAGAUGUCUGUGAACUGCCAUGAGAGUUAAUUUAUUAGAAACUAUUUGGCCUCGGAACUACUUUAGAUAUCUUUAACUGCACUUGUUGCACACGCUUUCAGCACCAAUAACUCUGCAACCAUUGCGAUUAGGGCACAUGCUUAUAUAAAAUUUCUGUCAAAAAUGAAUUAUCUCCUCCUCCAUUAUCCAAAUUUUCAUGUUUCAUCUGUGGAAAACAUGCAUUAAAGUAUAAAUAUUAAUCACAA
Messenger RNA from Zootermopsis nevadensis, 4435 nucleotides. NCBI's taxonomy places the organism in Eukaryota, Metazoa, Arthropoda, Insecta, Blattodea, Termopsidae. The record is from RefSeq and is a predicted model, not a curated record.